UUUGUUGACCAUGUCAGCACGGUGUUUAGCCUUGAAUUGCAUUGUAUCUCCUAUGCCAAGCUUGUAUGCCGUAUUUCCACUUUACCCUCGAAUUGCAUUAGAAAUGUACCCUUAAUGUCUAAAGAAAUGUUACUAGUUUUAAAAACGCGUUUUCUUAACACCUAUAAUUAUAUAGGCAAUACCAGCUGUCAAAGAUUUUUCUAAUUUUCUGCAACAUUUGACUAAAAAGAUUAAUGUGCAGAUACUAGAGGGGAUGUCACAAUGAAACGCAUGUCUGUAUACAUUUAAUUCUGGGAUAUGUACUAUGGUUCAUAAAUUUUAACCUAAAAUAUAAACAAUGGGUUCUGAACACUCAAGUCAGUCUGCUACUCAAAAUGCACAAAGACAAACUAGUUUUAUUAAAGAUAGAUCGAAAUUACCAAAUAUUAGAAGGCAGCAUACAAUUGCAAACCCUGGUGGAAGUGAUUUUCCUGGUGAAAAUGUAGAUGUUAAUAGACCUGGAUCUAUAUCACCAGGUCCUAGUGUAUGCAGUGAUGUCGACCUGCCGUAUAUAAGUUAUACUGUUAAUAGGCCUAUCGGAGACUCGCCUAAACUUACAAACAAACAACUUAUUAAAUCAAAAACUUCACGUCGAAUACAUCAACCAAAACCAGGAAAAACUAAAACUUCUGCUCAUAAUAUUGUAGUAGUUCGAAGCGCUACCGCAACUUCUGCUGCUACAGAAAAAGAUCCAGAGAUUGUUAGGUUACAAAGAAUUCCUAUGUUUUUACCUAUAAUGAGAGCAACUUUAAGUUUACCAGCUGCAAGAGAUCCAGAAAUUUUAGAAAGAUUGGACCCAACACCAAUUCGUAAUCUUUGUUUAAAAUAUCAACAUCAUUUGACUGCUGCUGCAAAUUUAGUAGCCACUGAACAAAAUCAAAUCACACUAAGAAUUAGAGAGGUAGAUGCAGAAAUAGUCAAAAUAGUGAUUGCUGCAACUGAUAGACAAAAAAAAUAUGCUAAAUAUGCUGAAAAAUUAUCAAAAGUAGCAGAAUUGUCUCAUCAGUUAAAUCGAUGUCACCUGUUAUUGAAUCAGACUUUAGAAUCAAUAGAAACAUUGAACAAUUACUUGGAUGUUGAAGAUAGGCUAGAACCUUUUAUUUGGACAACUGGAUGAAAUGAAUUUUCAGAAUCAUCUGAGGUCUAUAAAGAAAAUCAAGAAGGAUGAUGUCAAACAAGAUUACAAUUUAAGUGACAAAAACAUAAUUUAUCUUUAACCGUGUUUUAGUUCUCAUUUUAUACAAUUAUUAAUAUCUUAAGCUAUCUCAUGAAUUGUAUAUUACUCAAGAUGUAGUGAGAAACUAAAGUCAAACGAAUUUUGUUGUAACAUGUUUUGCUAAACCAUUUUGUUUCUCUGGCAGAUUCUUGCAGAACAACAGUAAAGCUAACUUUAAAUUAUAGAAAAAAAUAUGUAAAUAAGAAAGUUUUGAAACUACUGAUUAGCUUACUAUUAUUAGUAUAUUAGCUAUUUUUUAGUUUUUUUAGCUCAUUAUAAUUUCGGCUCUAUCGUCGCUAAAUAUGAGUUUAUUAUUGAUUAUAUUCUCUAGGGUAUACCAGACGGCCACGAGAAGGUCAUUAUUGCAGGGAUCUUCUUUUUUAUAAACUGUCCAAAUACUGGUAUCGUAAUCAGAAUUAAUGGUCAAAUCAAGCUAUUUGUAGAACUGGAAUAGCAUCCAUAUAAUUCCAUAAUUAUCCUCAGUGGCGGAUUAAGACCUUUCGGGGCCCGGAUAUAAUAUAACGUUGGGGCCCCUUUAAGGCGGCGGAUUUUAGGAAAAAGAACAUUCGAGUUUUCAUUGCAGAGGAGAUUUUUGUGUAAUUAAACUCACUUCAAUAACAAAUAAAAAUUUAUGUACACGUUAAGAAUACAAAGAAUCGUAUAUUAAUCAAAAAUAUUUUUUUUGCCUUUUUGGUUCAGCAAAUUCUUUUAUCAAGUCAUCGAAGUUAAUCAAUCGAAGUAAAUCGAUUUCUAUUGUAAGAAGAGACAAUGCAGAUAGUCUUUCGUCACCAUAGUAGAUCUAUGCAAAUCUUUUAUUCUUUUCAAUACUGAAAACGAUCGCUCGCUUUCACAAUUUGCUAUAGGGAUAGUAACAAGAAGUCUGUAAGCAAUAUACACAUUUGGGAAAACAGGUGCCAUAUCGUUAUCAACUAUCCAUUUCAAUACUAGUAUAGGACAAAUUGUAUUGUUGUUUUCUUUGGCCUUUUUGUCCGAUCGAUUAGAGAAAUAACCGGGAAGUUCUUGAUUUUGUAUUUUUACCUGUGGUAUGAAUUGUAAGAAUAUGAAUGUGGUAUGAAUGAAUAUUAUAUGUUUUGCUUGGGGAGAAGGGGGCCCCCCACUGGCGUGGGGCCCGGUACCUUAGCACCACCAAGCCCUCCACAUGAUCCGGCACUGAUUAUUCUGCACUUCAUGCUCAAGUUUAUUAGAGUAUUCCUACUUUGAUACUGUACUUGCCACUUCUAGUAACUACUAAGUUGGAAAUUCUGGAAUCAUUGAUCCAAAACAUUUAGAAUUUUCUUUCAAGACUAUAAAAUUAUAGCAGUCGAGUUUAGUAAAGACCUGGGUAAAGAUGUAAAUUAGUGUUUGGUGAUUGAGAUUUUUUUUAUACGGCAACCGUUCCAACAAUCCAUCAUUUCAGUACAGAAGUUGAUGAAAUCAAGGAGACAAAGGUAUAACCAUCUAAAAUUAUUUACCUCGAGGAGCCACUGCCUUAAAACUUUUCUGGCAAACUUAACGUCAGAAAAAAAUAUAAAUUUGCGUUUUUAUGAAUCAAAAAUAAAGUAAUCAGUUAAUUA
This is a messenger RNA of Diorhabda carinulata, 2829 nucleotides long. It is a transcript of the gene BORCS5, whose product is annotated as BLOC-1-related complex subunit 5. The coding region runs from base 338 to 1156 and encodes 272 amino acids. The record is from RefSeq and is a predicted model, not a curated record. NCBI's taxonomy places the organism in Eukaryota, Metazoa, Arthropoda, Insecta, Coleoptera, Chrysomelidae. Gene Ontology annotation, biological process: organelle transport along microtubule; lysosome localization; positive regulation of anterograde synaptic vesicle transport. Gene Ontology annotation, cellular component: cytoplasmic side of lysosomal membrane; synaptic vesicle membrane; BORC complex. The transcript has 3 exons.